Molecule: messenger RNA, 959 nt
Organism: Drosophila hydei
Lineage: Eukaryota; Metazoa; Arthropoda; Insecta; Diptera; Drosophilidae
Gene: Prosalpha3
Product: proteasome subunit alpha type-4
Exons: 3
Coding region: 105-896 (263 amino acids)
Biological process (GO): ubiquitin-dependent protein catabolic process
Cellular component (GO): proteasome core complex, alpha-subunit complex; proteasome core complex; nucleus
Source: RefSeq, a predicted model, not a curated record
UGUUCAGCGAUGACAAGUAUAAUUUGAGAGAAACAAACCUCGACGCCGCAUAUUUGCUUAAUUUCCAAAAAAAAAUAGAAACAAGCUCAAAAAUUUAAUAAGAAAUGGCUCGUCGUUAUGAUUCCCGCACAACAAUCUUUUCACCGGAGGGCCGUCUCUACCAAGUGGAGUACGCCAUGGAAGCUAUAUCGCAUGCCGGCACAUGCCUUGGCAUACUGGCAGAAGAUGGAAUUGUGCUUGCAGCCGAAUGCCGCAGCACAAACAAGUUGCUAGACAAUGCGAUUGCAUCGGAGAAAAUUUACCGUCUAAAUGAAAAUAUGGUCUGCUCCGUAGCAGGCAUCACAUCCGAUGCAAAUGUAUUGACUUCUGAGCUGCGCCUAAUCGCCCAGCGCUACCAAUUCAACUAUGGCGAGGUCAUUCCAUGCGAGCAGCUCGUCUCCCACUUGUGCGAUAUUAAGCAGGCCUACACACAGUAUGGUGGCAAGCGUCCAUUCGGCGUCUCAUUGCUGUACAUGGGAUGGGACAGCAAGUAUGGCUAUCAGCUGUAUCAGUCGGAUCCCAGUGGCAAUUAUGGUGGUUGGAAGGCAACUUGCAUUGGUAAUAAUUUCGGUGCCGCCAUUUCUAUGCUAAAGCAGGAAUUGUCCGAUAAAGAAAACAUAAAAUUAGAUGAUGCCAAGGAUCUGGCAAUUAAAGUUCUUAGCAAGACUCUAGACACCACAAAGCUGACUCCAGAGAAGGUUGAAAUGGCCACCUUACAGCGCAUCGAUAAUACGACUGUCUACAGAAUCUUGAAGAAGCCCGAUGUGGAGAAGUUGAUUGCGAAUUACAACAAGUUGGAAGCUGAGGCAGAGGCCGCUAAGAAAGAAAAGCAAGCUCAGCAGCAGUCAAAAUCUUAAAUAGUUUUUUAAUUUGCUUGAAAUUGCGUUAAUUUUGUAUAUGAAAUAAAAUUUCAAAAUGAU